AUGAUUUAUGUCUUCAACCAAACCAAAAAGAGCUGUCACUCUGAGCGAGGGCCUGGUGGAGCUGAGCUGUGCAAACAUUUCCUGCAGCUCAGCAUCUCCUGCAGCCUGGCAGGAGGCUCCUGGUGCAGGGGCUCCAGCAGAUUUAGGGGCAGACAGAAAUACCGGCUGCAAGCUGUCACUGCUUUUAGCAGCACAUGCUCCUCGCGGGGCUGGAAUGAUAUCUCCAGUGACUGCCAGUCCUCCUCCUCAGAAACCUGUUCUUCGUUGGACAAAAUGUCAGGCAUUACAAAAACAAAACAAGGGAUGGCAUCCAGGGAACCAGCGCUGAGCUGCCGUUGUCGGGGAAACCAGCCCCAGUCUGUCUCCUGCAGGGAAUUUGUUCUCAGAGCAGCUCUGCUGUGGAGCAGGCUGGGUUUGUGUCCCCCAGCUCAGCCCCCAGGUGCUGCAGGGCUGCUCCCCCAGAACUGCAUCCCCCCAGGGCUGCAUCCCCUCCCAGAGCUGCAUCCCCCCAAAGCUCCAUCCCCCAGAGCUGCAUCCCCCAGAGCAAAGCUCCAUCCCCCAGAGCUGCAUCCCCCAGAACUGCAUCCCCCAGAGCUGCAUCACCCAGAACUGCAUCCCCCAGAACUGCAUCACCCCAGAACUGCAUCCCCCAGAGCUGCAUCCCCCAGAGCUGCAUCCCCCCAAAGCUCCAUCCCCCAGAGCUGCAUCCCCCAGAACUGCAUCACCCCAGAACUGCAUCCCCCAGAGCUGCAUCCCCCAGAACUGCAUCCCCCAGAACUGCAUCCCCCUCCAGAGCUGCAUCCCCCAGAGCUGCAUCACCCCAGAACUGCAUCACCCCAGAACUGCAUCCCCCAGAACUGCAUCCCCCAGAGCUGCAUCCCCCAAAGCUCCAUCCCCCAGAGCUCUGUGUCCCAAAGCAGCUCUGUGAGCCCGGCCCCUCCAGCCCUUCCUCCGGGAGCACCUGCAGCUCUGGGCAGCUCUGGCAGCUCUGCAGGACCUCCAGCUCAGGGGGACCCCCAGCUCAGGGGGACCCCCAGGGCAGGACCCCCAGCUCUGCAGGAUACCCCAGCUGAGGGGGACCCCCAGGGCAGGACCUCCAGCUCAGGGGGACCCCUAGUUCAGGAGGACCCCCACAGCUCAGGGGGACCCCCCCCCCAGCUCAGGGGGACCCCCCCCCAGUUCAGGGGGACCCCAGCCCCACACCAGAAUCCCAGUUCCACCCACAGCCCCAUGGAGUUCGUGUCCCAAAAGGGAAAAAAUGUCCAAACUGGACAAUUCCAUUCCCCAAUUCCCAAACUCUUCCCCCGUGGCUGGGGCAGGGCUCAGUUGGGUUUUGCCCUUCAGGUUUUGUUCCCUGGUUUUCCUUCUCUUGCUAAAGCAGUUCUUUGUUACUGAUCUCACUCUUUGAGAACCUGAAUCAACAGCUCUCGAGUUUUCCUUUGUAUUCCUGUUUUGAUGCUCUUGUGUUCUCCAAAUGAACCAGGAAUGCCCCAAAUAUUUAUUUCCUUUCUCCCUUUCUCUUAAAAGGACCUUUUUUGGAAAUCUGUGCUUGUAUUUAUAUGAUUUGACCCAAAAUACAGAUGUGGAAGAGCACCUGGAAAAGGAUUAGAGGCCAGAAAUUAAAAAUUCAUUCCUUUCUCCUGCUGUAUAAAUUAUGAUAUUUGAAAAACAAUUUUCCCCAA
This is a messenger RNA of Cyanistes caeruleus (blue tit), 1682 nucleotides long. Lineage: Eukaryota; Metazoa; Chordata; Aves; Passeriformes; Paridae. The record is from RefSeq and is a predicted model, not a curated record.